This is a messenger RNA of Dalotia coriaria, 1448 nucleotides long. RefSeq lists its product as uncharacterized. Lineage: Eukaryota; Metazoa; Arthropoda; Insecta; Coleoptera; Staphylinidae. The transcript is spliced from 3 exons. The coding region runs from base 161 to 985 and encodes 274 amino acids. The record is from RefSeq and is a predicted model, not a curated record.
GAUGCAUCCGAAGUGGGAGACGCCUUAUAGAAGCAUCAUUCCAUAACGACGCCGAGCGUCUUGCGUGUGCGUGUUGUGAAUCUAGUGAUACUCCUUACGAGCUCGACUCAAGCAAACUAGCAACGAGCUGAUAAGACAAAACCACAUCAGCGCAGAAAAAAUGAGUUCCCGCCGCUUCAGCAGACCACGCACACGCAUCUACGAUGUCAACUACAACAUCGGCAACAGUUAUUAUCAGCCAACAAUCGAUCGCCUGGAUCGUAAAUAUUCGGGCAGGCCAAUGAGCCCGGCACCGCGCCAGACGUCCGUCCCGGCGGACUUGCUGGAGCGUCACGAACGGGCCUUUGCCGACGAAGACCUGGAGACGGCACGCUCCAGGGCACAGAAGCGCAUCUCGGAGGCAAACGCGUUCGACGUGCGCAGCAACAUCUCCAGGGCUCUGGAGCUUGUCGAUAACGACGUGGACGAAGAGACCGCCUUAAAAUUGCAACGCAUAAGGGCUAAUAAAAAAGUGUCCGUAAUUGACGACAUCGAUCUUGAUCAGACGAUGAACAACAUCAAGGCGCGCCGCAUCAAAGACAGAGCCGAGCAGAUGCUCGACAGCGUCGGCAUCGCCACCAUCGACAACACCGAACGCAACAAGAAGCUGAAUGACAUCACGUACGCGCGGCGCGCGAUAAAGGUGACGGUGGACGCGACCGGCGGCAGCGACGCCAACGAUUUGGUCAAGUGGACCAAGUUUGACGGUGGUAUGUCGGCCGCCGUGGAGGACAACAGCGCCGCAGUACUCAGGGCAAAGAAAUCACGCGCCCGUCUCAACGAAUUAGAGGACGAGAUGACCGAAAUGGCCGAAAAGGCGCAAGUUCGCGAACGUAGGGCAGCCCGUCUCCGUCAGAUGGUUUCCGAAACAUCCGAGAGCACCGAGCAACAGACCUCCAGCGUCAGGUCCAGCGGACGCCAGAAGAGGGAAGCUAUCGAGUACUAAGCUAUGCGGAUCAUUGUACGAAGGGCAUCCGAAAGGGACGGAGAAACAAACGGGGAAUAUUCAUUACAUUAGUCUACCUUGAUUUCAGCAGCAAAUACAGUGCUAGACGACCACUGGUAGAAGAAGAUGAGCUGCCGAUGAACUGUAAUCACAAAUUUGGUGUGCUUUGCUGUAAUGAUGUUUGCGUUGUUUGUACUUCGCCUCCUUCGCUGAUUCUUUGUAUUUCGUAAUAUUUAUUACUGUAAGUUUAUUUAUUGUUGUUAUAUUCAUGACCUUCUUUGAGGUACAUCAUCAUGUACAUGCAGAAACAACUUCAUUCAUCAUCGUCGUAUGCGCAAAAAAUAGACCAUGUUAAUCCAAUGCAUUUCCUUCUUCCGCUUCCGCUCUGCUGUAAAUGUAUAUAUGUAUUGUAAAAAUAAAUUAUUUCGAGGAAUUAAUAAAUGGAACUCCACAUGACAAAAAA